Sporothrix brasiliensis 5110 is the source of this 291-nucleotide messenger RNA. RefSeq names its product NADH dehydrogenase (ubiquinone) Fe-S protein 5. NCBI's taxonomy places the organism in Eukaryota, Fungi, Ascomycota, Sordariomycetes, Ophiostomatales, Ophiostomataceae. Bases 1 to 291 code for a protein of 96 amino acids. The record is from RefSeq and is a predicted model, not a curated record. Gene Ontology annotation, biological process: mitochondrial respiratory chain complex I assembly. The transcript is spliced from 3 exons.
AUGGCUUCCGGUUUCGGCUUGAACGGAGGCCCCGGCCGGUGCUUCCCCUUCUGGCAGGAGAUGCUCGCAUGCUACGUCGUCAACUCGUCGGGCGAGGACGAGGCCGGCAAGAAGAAGUGCGCUCCCCUCCUCGAGGACUACUAUGAGUGCCUGCACCACAAGAAGGAGGCGGCGCUCCGCAAAGCCCAGGCCGCCACCCCACGAGACGCCGCACCGAACGCGGGCCAGAUACGGAACCUGGGUCUGCUGGGCAAAGAGGAUGACACACAAAAGCUGUUGAGCUCAUCAUAA